CGAGCACUCUACAACUUCCGGUCAAAAUUUUUUUUUUAUUUUUUUACUGAUUUUGCUGUUUUACGAGUUAUUUCAGAACAUAGAAGGCAUAUAAAAUGUUUAAUAAAAGCAUGUUGAUUAGAAGUCUCACGAGAGGAAACUGUAUUAAAAUUUCUAAUCUUGACGGUGUACGAACUCUCCAUCCUAGAUCAGAACCUUUUGACAAAAUUGUGCAUUGCAAGAUCUGCUCUUACAGUCUAUCACAGAGAACUAGAGGACAAAACAGAUUCUACAGUUCAUCAUCACGCAUUGAACAUAAACAAAGGCCAAUGGUCUCGCAUGUGGAUGACAAUGAAAUAAAAAAAUUCAGUAAAAUUGCUCAAACAUUUUGGAAUCCUUCAGGAGAAUAUGAAGCAUUACAUUCAAUGAACAAUUUACGAGUGCCAAUGAUAAGAGACGGUUUAAUUGAACAGUGUGAAAUUAAAAAUGCAGUAGAGCCUCUUUCUGGGCUGACAUUAUUAGACGUUGGAUGUGGAGGAGGAAUACUUUCUGAGGCAUUAGGUCGGUUAGGAGCAACAGUGAUAGGCAUUGAUGCUACAGGGGACAACAUCAACGUAGCCCAGCUCCAUAAAUCCUUUGACCCUGCAUUGAGCCUCAAUGUUAAAUACAUCAACUGUUCUGCAGAAGACCUCAUUGCAACAGAGGAAGGACGGUUUGAUGGUGUAAUUGCGUCAGAGGUGGUUGAACAUGUCAACGAUCAGCCAGGGUUUAUUGAAGCUUGCUGUAAAUUAGUCAAGCCGGGAGGAUCAUUAUUUCUGACCACUCUCAACAAAACAUACUGGAGCUAUGCAAUUGGGAUAUUUGCUGCUGAAAAUAUUGCAAACUUGGUUCCUAAAGGCAUGCAUGAAUGGGAGAAGUUUGUUUCUCCCCAAGAUUUGCAGUUUCUGGUAGAUAAGAAUGGGUUCACAACGAGGCUAGUUCACGGAAUGUUUUACAAUCCCAUUACAACACACUGGAGUUGGAUUAAAGAUACCAGCAUAAACUAUGCCCUCCAUGCAGUAAAACAUGAUAUUACCUCCACUACAACACCAGAGUCAGAGACUUCAUCGUCAGAGAAAGAAACAUAGCAUUUUUCGAUAUCAUAAUUUUUUUCCAGUAUUUAUUGGAUGAAAUACAAUUAACAAAAUGUAAUGUCAAUUGCCCUAAGACAUUACAGACACAUUCACUUACACAUUGAAUACACAUUGAAUACACAUUGAAAAUCAGAUUUAAGAGACAAGUUGAUGAAUGUGAUAUAGGAAAUAUCAUAAUCGGCAGUUUCUUAUGUAUUUGACCGACUGGGUGCUGAGAAUUUCAAAUAAUCUUGCACCUGCUGAAAAAAUCUAAUGGCACCCUGUUGAAAACUGGAAACAUUAUGAAACAUUGACUUAUCUUCACUAGUUUUGGACAUUUGUGCAUCAAAAUUAAAUUGGGAUAUUUGGAAUGUUUUAUCCAACUGAGAAAAUAUUUUGAGGAGAACAUUGGUGGUUUUUCUCCAGGCCAUAUCUUAAUCAAGUUGACUUCAAUUCACAUAAGUAAUUGAUAAGUACAUGUAUACAACUUGAUUUUACAAUAUGAUGAAAUUUAAUAGUUUUGGUAAUUAUACUGAGAGUGUAGGUAAUGGGGAGUUUAAGGGUAACAGUUUAGUUGACAAGAUGCAAGUAGAAAUAAUCUU
Owenia fusiformis is the source of this 1693-nucleotide messenger RNA. The record is from the annotation of a GenBank genome assembly. Lineage: Eukaryota; Metazoa; Annelida; Polychaeta; Sabellida; Oweniidae.